Messenger RNA from Ophidiomyces ophidiicola, 2883 nucleotides. RefSeq lists its product as uncharacterized. NCBI's taxonomy places the organism in Eukaryota, Fungi, Ascomycota, Eurotiomycetes, Onygenales, Onygenaceae. The transcript is spliced from 7 exons. The record is from RefSeq and is a predicted model, not a curated record. The coding region runs from base 1 to 2883 and encodes 960 amino acids.
AUGAUCGGGCUUAGCCUAUUUGUUCUCAGUGCACUGUUAUUACUACUGUCUGCAGAUACCUCUUCCGCCCUCGGCCAUCCAGCAGAAUCAGCAGCGUUCUCUUUAUUUUGCUCCGGAAUCGUCCUUUUGGUUGCUGGCUUCCUCGUCCCGUCAUUUUUAGGUCGCCGAAAGGACCCAGGGCAAUGGGAAUAUAUUCCGCUCUCGAAUUCUCGGGCCCAGUCUUCGACGUCCGUGCCCUUGGACGCAUUUGACAAAUUAGAAACUUUGAAAAAGGCAAAGAUACGGAAACUAUUGCUCAGUAUUGCCUUAGCAAUAUUUAUUCUCUGCCUACGCGUUGAGCUUUAUCGCCAAUCUGUGAGACGCUCGUAUUGUGCGUCAUUCAACGUUUCGGCCUUUAUUCCCCUUAUUUUGGCUGUGUACGAAUUUUUGAUCAGUCGGAGGAAAUCUAGUUCGAAAUCUCCAGAUUCGGUUCCAAAGUAUUUUACUUCCAUACUUUCUACGUUGGUCCUGGCCAUAGCCGGCCUUUUAACUACAUCACUGAAGGAUGGCUGGCGCGGCACCUUCAUUUGCCCCAUCAUUGGGUCCAACUCGAAGAUUACGCUGUCUUUCCAAGUGUUGGGAUCCGUUUUUGAUGCCGUCCUGAUUCUGUUGAUGGCACGUUUGACAGACUAUGCCGGUCCAAGGGAUGGGACAAUAAUAGUGUGGAAAACAUCAACUCUCUGGGGAUUUGUGCUUUUAGGCUCAGCCAUUAUUUGGUUUGCCAUAGAAAUACUACUACUCAGUGUACCCAUUGGAGAUCGGCUUUGGGUGCUGUCUCCCUUGCCUUCUUAUUUUGAUGCACUAAAACAAAGCGCUCUUUUUGCUAUGUUCUGUCUUUCAGCGUCUAAGGCGGUAUUUGAUGCUACGGUUUUAACUUUAACUUUUGUGUUUACUUCUCUUCUCACAUACUAUUCCCUAUUUUCAUGUGUUUGGACUUCCUUCUCAGCUUUCCCUGCAUUGGAUAUUGCAAAAACCGCUCUUGUGUCAAUUCUGCUACAUAUUACCGGAUACAUAUAUCUGCGAUCUAGCUCAUCCCCUGAUAUAGAUGGAAAACGCGGCCUACGGCCUAACGGAUGGUUACGCUGGGUCAUCCUAGUAUCUCUAGUGAUGUCAAUUACCUUUAUUUUCGAGCAAACGAAGAGCAGCCCUUUUCAUCCCAUUGAUACUUUUAUUGAAAAUGCAAAAGGUACUCACGAUCGGUGGAUAACGAAAGCCAGCAGCAGCAAAAGCUUGAAGGACGCCGUGCUCGAGUACCAGAGGCGCUAUCACCAGGCUCCGCCUCCUGGUUUUGACGUAUGGUAUGAGUACGCCACCAAUAGGUCGUCAGUAAUUAUUGAUGACUACGAUCAGAUUUACGAAGACUUGCUUCCAUUUCGCAGUAUCUCCCCCAAAAGGCUUAGAGAUCUCGUAUCACUGAUGGUCAAUGAUCAUUGGAAUGAGGUAUCGUCAGUUGUUGUUCGAAAUGGAAAGGCCGAACCACAAGCAGAUAUUCGACCUACUCAUCGGUGGAUGGUUGAAGGUAUCUCUAGGAUGAUUGACCCAUAUUCAAAAUAUCUUCCCGACAUGGACAUCGCGUUCAAUUUAAAUGAUGAAUGCCGGGUCGCCGUUCCCUGGGAAACACUGGAAAGCAUCACAAAUACUGGGAACACCAAAUCGCCACUAGGUGCAGAAGUGUCUAAUUCUUGGUCUGAUCAUCGGGCAAAGUCGUGGAGUUAUAGUGCUGGUGAUCCUAAGUCACAUCGCAUGUUUGUUGACCAUUCUUUUAAAAAGGUUUAUGAUUCUUUUGGCCGGACCCUUUGUUCGCCCGAAUCGAAAGCCCGUACUACGAUUGUCUGGAAUAAGCAGGUCCUCUGUACCGCAUGUACUGAACCACACUCCCUUGGCCAAUUUAUCCGUGAUUGGAAAUUAUCGGCCGAUAUCUGCCACCAGCCUGAUCUAUCAUUUUUGCAUGGAUUCUUUUUGUCGCCAGCGUCUUUCAAAGUUUCGCAAGAGCUUCUACCUGUAUUCAGCCAAAGCAAGGUUUCCGGCUUCAACGACAUUCUUUAUCCAAGCUCUUGGAACUAUAUCGACAAGGUGAAAUACGAACCCUCUAACGAGCAUCCUGAUCCUCCAUAUUCUGAGAAGCAACCGGCUGCUUUCUGGCGAGGGACAACUUCGGAGGGCCGCAGCAACUAUGGAACUUGGAAAGGUAUGGUUCGUCAGCGCCUAAUCCACCUUGCCAACAACCACACCUCCAAUACUGUUUCAGUCCUUCUUCCAACGGCAAAGAAAGAUGCGUUUUCCUAUCAAACAUUUGCUGGUUCUGAAAUAUUUCAGUCUCUGGGUCUCAACACUUCUAUAUUUAUUGCGGAAUCUGUUGCUCGCUGUGCGGGAGAAGACUGUGAAGACCAAACUCGUGAAUUUGGAACUGUGCCUCGCACUGACUUCCAGGAUCACUGGAAGUAUCGCUUUCUUUUCGAUAUGGAUGGUGCUGGGUUCAGUGGGCGCUUUUUACCAUUUCUCAAAAGUAAUAGCCUUCCCUUCCGCACGUCAUUAUUCCGCCAAUGGCUCGACUCACGCCUCACACCAUGGCUGCAUUUCGUUCCCCAAGACUUACGAUUACACGAUUUUUUCAGCACUCUGGCUUAUUUUGCAGGGGCAAAAGAACUUGACAACAACGGCAACAUGAAAAGAGCGAUUAUGGAGCCCCACACUACUGCUGGAGAGUGGAUUGCUGGAGAGGGGCAAAAGUGGGCAAACACAGCCAUCAGAAAGGAAGACAUGGAGAUAUAUAUGUUCCGCUUGCUGUUAGAAUGGGGGAGAUUAACUGACGACAGGAGGGAUGAGUUAGGAUUUUUGGUAUAA